AUGCUGAUCUUACACAACAGACUCACUAAAAAAUCAUCUUUGUUUGUUGUUCGAUCACCAUCGUUGAGAAAGUUAACAAUGGAACUCCUUUCUCCUCAUAGAAUACAACUAUCCAUAUUUCCCAUUGUUGUUGUGUUGCUUUCUACGAUUGCAUGGCCAGCUUCAGCUGCAAAUUCAGCUAACAACACUUUUCUCCAUUGCCUUAUAAACCAUUCAGAUCCCUCUCACCCCAUAACUCCAGCAAUUUUUACACCAAACAACGCCUCAUUCUCUUCAGUUUUGGACGCAUACGUCAGAAACCUUCGUUUCAACACCUCCACAACCCGGAAGCCAUUGCUUAUAGUAACUGCAUUGCAUGUAUCCCAUAUACAAGCAUCCAUUAUUUGUGCGCAGAAGUACAACUUGCAAAUGAGAAUCCGAAGUGGAGGCCAUGACUAUGAGGGCUUGUCCUACGUGGCUGAGGUCCCCUUCUUCAUCCUUGACAUGUUCAAUCUUCGGACCAUUGAGGUUGACAUAGCCAACGAGUCCGCUUGGGUCCAAGCUGGUACAACGCUUGGUGAGGUUUAUUACAGUAUUGCUAAUAAGAGUAAAAUUCAUGGUUUUCCAGCAGGGGUUGGUCCCACUGUUGGGGUAGGAGGCCACAUAAGUGGUGCUGGGUAUGGAAAUAUGAUUAGAAAAUAUGGUCUCUCGGUGGAUAAUGUUGUUGAUGCACAAAUGGUUGAUGUUCAAGGUAGAUUGCUUGGUAGAAAAUCUAUGGGUGAAGAUCUCUUUUGGGCCAUCACAGGUGGUGGUGGAUCUAGCUUUGGUGUGGUCCUUGCCUACAAAUUAAAGUUAGUUCGAGUUCCUGAAACAGUCACUGUUUUCCAAGUUAGUAGGACCUUGGAGCAAAACGCCACCGAUAUUGUCUAUAGCUGGCAGCAUGUUGCACCAACUAUCGACAACAACCUUUUCAUUAGACUUAUCUUGGACGUUGUAAACGGUACACAAAGUGGAACAAAGACUGUAAGAGCUUCUUUCAUAGCUCAAUACCUCGGUGACUCCAAAAGCCUUGUUUCUCUCUUGAAUGAGAAGUUCCCUCUACUGGGUUUGAAGCAAUCUGACUGCAUCGAGACAAGCUGGCUUCGUUCGGUGCUGUUUUGGACAAACAUCAACAUUACAGCGCCUGUUGAGAUUUUGCUUGAUAGACAGCCACAAUCACCUGUCAACUUCUUGAAAAGGAAAUCUGACUAUGUACAGAAAACAAUUUCCAAAGAGGGUUUUGAAGGGAUUUGGAAGAAGAUGAUCGAGUUGGAGGAUAUACUGUUUCAAUUCAAUCCUUAUGGUGGAAUAAUGGAUGAAAUUCCAUCAACAGCAAAACCUUUCCCUCAUCGAGCAGGGAACAUAUGGAAGAUUCAAUACCAAGCGAAUUGGAAUCGGCCAGGGAAAGAGGUAACAGAUCACUACAUAAAUUUGACAAGAGAACUUCACAAGUACAUGACUCCUUUUGUCUCCAAGAAUCCAAGAGAGGCUUUCUACAAUUAUCAGGACCUUGACUUGGGAAUUAACCACAAUGGUAACAACAACUAUGCUGAAGGAAGUGUUUACGGAGUGGAGUAUUUCAAGGAUAACUUCAACAGGUUGGUUGAAAUAAAGACCAAGGUUGAUCCUGAUAAUUUCUUUAGGAACGAGCAAAGCAUCCCUACACUGCCAAAUCUGAAUAGUUAUCAGUCUUACUAA
Molecule: messenger RNA, 1716 nt
Organism: Sphenostylis stenocarpa
Lineage: Eukaryota; Viridiplantae; Streptophyta; Magnoliopsida; Fabales; Fabaceae
Source: the annotation of a GenBank genome assembly